Molecule: messenger RNA, 887 nt
Organism: Cataglyphis hispanica
Lineage: Eukaryota; Metazoa; Arthropoda; Insecta; Hymenoptera; Formicidae
Exons: 2
Coding region: 273-887 (204 amino acids)
Biological process (GO): cell differentiation; anatomical structure morphogenesis; regulation of DNA-templated transcription
Molecular function (GO): DNA-binding transcription factor activity, RNA polymerase II-specific; RNA polymerase II cis-regulatory region sequence-specific DNA binding
Source: RefSeq, a predicted model, not a curated record
UGUGGCCAGCGUCUUUUGUUCUCUUCGACAUGGCAAUUUAUCAGAAUCAUUGGAUGACAAAAAGAUAAAAAAUAAGACGAUCGGAGCAUCGUUACGUGUUUUCAACAAGCGACGCGGCGCCGACGACAACGGAAGAAUGCCAGCAUUCGUGUGUCAUGUUUCGCCAUUAUCAGAAGAUUCAAGAGUGCAUUAUUAAACACGCAUAACAAUACUCCAAAUCGGUGCGACGUUUGAACCUCAGUGGCAAGUCUAAGCGACAAAUUUUUAUCGCUAUGGAGACUCGCGAACGUGUCUUGAAUUUCGCCGAAAAGGAUGAAAUAAAUGAGAUCUGUGAAGAAAAACGAUGCAUCCGUGAUCGCGGGAAGAUCAUUGUCGUGGUAUCAGCGACGGAAACAAGACCAUCAGUUUCUAGCGAGUAUUUGGAGAGAAAGAAGGUCAAUGGUGAGAUUAGUCUUGUCGAUGUUACCUCCUCCAUGCAUUCUAUGCGGGAAAACGACGACGACGACGACGACGACAAGGAGAACGCGGAAGAAAAGCGUAUUUCCGACGAGUCGAAGACAUCGCGUGGCAACCGCGAGGCGGACAAGAUUUUUCCGCAGCAACAGCAGCGGCAGCAGGUGAAUCGAUCGCCCAGACGCAAAAGCGCCGGCAUCCCGACGUUGUUAUGCAUCGAUGGCGGUGGGCUCACGGAUGCGACGGCGGUUGAAGUUAAGCGCAAGAUCCCGAGGCCAGCGAACGCCUUUAUGCUCUUCGCCAAUGAAUGGCGACGAAAACUCGCCGCUGAGAAUCCUCGAGAAUCCAACAAAGAUAUCAGUGUCAGGCUAGUUCUUUUUUUUUUUUUUAAACAGAAAUGUUUAUUUCUCUUCAGUCUAUUCUUCAUCAGAUAA